UUUUGUAGUAGUCCAGUGUUUGUUUAUGAGCCAGGCCCUGAGCGGAGCCAUGUUGUGGUAGCCUGAUACGGUAUAUAUGCCCUUAUUUGCAUCCCGUGAUGUCACUUCCGACAGCAGCUCCGCGCUGUAGACGGCUGGUGAGCUCAUCGUUUCUCCAGGACUCCGGCGGUGACUUCACCCAAUGUCAAUACUGGGCCAUGACGUCAUCAGAUAGCGGCUAGCACCAGGAGGUGAGCGCUGAUGACGUUACAUGUCUCUUUACAGCAGCUGUGAUCCGUCAAGUGCUAGACAUAACUACUGCUCCUAUUAUCCUCAUGUACAUAUGACUACAACUCUGGUUAUCCUCAUGUACACAACUACAACUCCCAUUAUCAUGUGCACAAGACUACAGCUCCUAUUAUCCUCAUGCGCACAUGACUUGACUACAACUUUAUCAUCCUUGUGAGCACAUGACUACAGCUCCUAUCAUCCUCAUCCGCACAGGACUACAGCUCCUAUCAUCCUUGUGUGCACAUGACUACAGCUCCUAUCAUCCUCACCCGCACAUGAAUACAGCUCCUAUCAUCCUCAUCCGCACAUGACUACAGCUCCUAUCAUCCUUGUGUGCACAUGACUACAGCUCCUAUCAUCCUCAUCCGCACAUGACUACAGCUCCUAUCAUAGACAAAACACGUUAUUCUGUAGACCACACUUCCCAUCAUGCUUCCACAUUUUCGCACUACACUGCUCAUCAGUUCGCAUCACUUCAUCCCUGUCAUCUCCAUUUACACAGCACUACUCCUCCUAUCGUCUCCUGCAUCAGUAUGCCUCCCAUCAUCACUAUGCCAGCCGUAUACAUAGUAAUAAACCUCCCAUCAUCCCCCUGUACGCACACACUCAUCCUCCUGUGUACAUCACCACGCCUCCCAUCAUCCUGGGUGGUUGCGCUCCUCUGGCGGUGUCACUGUGUCUCGCUCUCCUGUAGGGCCCCUGCUAUCAGGGAGGCAUGGACCGGGCGGACGUCUCUAACACGGUAAGUGUCCCCGGCGUCUCCCACAAUGCAGCAGAGCGUGCUCUGGUACAGAACCAGCAGAGGGCAGCAGUCCGCUCCUGCAGCUCUGGAUGUGACUGGAGACGGGAUGUAACCAGGAUGAGGACCAGAUAAGUAAAGAUGAGGAUUUGCUGUUCUGUGAUGUGAGGGGCUUUGUGUCCUGUCCGGGCCCCGGUCACUGACUGCCCCUCCCCCAUCUGCAGGAUCCAAUCACAUUUGAGGACGUGGCGGUGUAUUUCUCGGAAGGAGAGUGGCAUUGGAUGCAGGACUGGCAGAAGGAGCUGUACCAGAGCGUGAUGAAGGAGAACUACGAGACCGUGUCAUCCCUGGGGGACGCCUGGCCGGCCGAGAGCAGUGCUCCAGGUACCCGGUUUCCCUGCGCUGACACGUGACGUCCGGUUGGUCCGAGGCGCAAGGAGAACCCCGACGUUCAUGAAGGAAGAGCACGAUCCCACAUCAGACCUUAACGAUUUGGACAUCACCACAGUGAUCAUAAAGGAAGAAUCCGAGUCUCCUCUUCCCUUCCUCCAUGAAACCUGUAACAAGAGAAGAAGAAGAAGAGGACCGUCCUGCCCAGGGGUCAAGAAGGAGGAAUACGAUGCUGAUUGGCUGACCAUUUCCUCGUCCCUGAACCGCGGCCUUGACGCUUUCACCCAAAACAAGAUCUUCAUGAAGCGGAAGUCGGCGUUGGUGCUGCUGGACCGCUCCUGGCACCAGUCAGACUCCGCUUUCCCCUGUACCGUCUGCAAGAAAACCUUCCCCAGCCGCUAUCGUCUUCGGAUGCACUCGCGAGUUCAUACCGGGGAGAAGCCAUAUGUAUGCCGGGACUGCGGUAAGGGCUUCUCCCGCUCUGACUACCUGAAGUCUCACCGCCGGUUGCACACCGAGGAGAAUCCCUACAAGUGCCCUGACUGUGACAAGGGCUUUCCAGAUAAAGUGACCCUGAGGAAGCACCUGAGGGUCCAGCACAACCGACUGGACCGAAGGUUGAAGGAGGUGAGACGUCUCCUUAAGCAGGACGCCAGCGGCCGCCUCCCGAACCCUGUCCCCAAGAAGCUGCACAUGUGCGACAUCUGCAAGAAAGGCUUCACCAAAUCCUACAACCUGAAAGUUCACCGGAGAAUUCACACAGGAGAGAAACCCUAUAAAUGUCCCAAGUGCGACAAGUGCUUCUCUCAGAACAUCCGGCUGAAGAUCCACAAGACAAUGCACGAGGAGUGGGCGCACGAAGCUGGCCGCUUCCGGAGAGCCAAGCCUACCUCUCCUCCCGAAAGGAUCCACAAGUGUCCGGUCUGCGAGAAAAGCUUCGGCAAGUCCUACACCCUUAAAGUGCACCUGAGGAUCCACACGGGGGAGAAGCCCUAUCAGUGCGAGGAGUGCCAGAAGUGCUUCUCAAAGAACAACCUUCUGACCGUGCACAAGAGAAUCCACAGCGGAGAGAGACCCUAUCAGUGCAUGGAGUGUCCCAAGAGCUUCAGUGUCAUUUCCCACCUCCGCGUCCACCGCAGGACCCACACCGGAGAGCGGCCGUACCAGUGCACCGAGUGCACCAAGAGCUUUAGCGACUAUUCUUCCAUGGUGCGGCACCUGAGGGUGCACUCCGGCGCCAAACCAUACCAGUGCACCAUCUGCAACAAGAGUUUCAGGGAGAAGUCCCACCUGACGGUACACAAGCGUACUCACACCGGCGAGCGGCCUUACAAAUGUGGUGAAUGCGACAGGGCCUUCAGCGACUGCUCCUCCUUUGUAGAGCACCGCAGGAACCACACUGGCGCCAAGCCCUACAAGUGCGAGGUGUGCGACAAGAGCUUCACCAAGGCCUACACCCUGAAGAUCCACAACCGCGUCCACACCGGCGAAAGGCCCUAUAAGUGUAACCGCUGUCCCAGGAGCUACAGCAUCAAGUAUCAUCUGAAAGUGCACGAGAAGAGCCAUGACAUGGGCACACAUGUCAGUACUGCCCCCUUAAGACCAAGGACAAUAUUAGUGGAGUAGGCAGCCAUAGUAGAAGUAGUGUAGGUGGCGGCCAUGUUCACACUUUGUAUAAUGCAUGUUUAUAACGGUCAUUAUUUAUUUUUAAUAAAAUAGAUUCAGCUUCA
This is a messenger RNA of Bufo gargarizans (Asiatic toad), 3129 nucleotides long. Its product is annotated as zinc finger protein 616-like. The transcript has 3 exons. The record is from RefSeq and is a predicted model, not a curated record. Bases 1463 to 3025 code for a protein of 520 amino acids. NCBI's taxonomy places the organism in Eukaryota, Metazoa, Chordata, Amphibia, Anura, Bufonidae. Gene Ontology annotation, biological process: regulation of DNA-templated transcription.